CCCUCCCAUCCCGCUACAUGGUGUGCUCUAACCCUGCAACCAGCCGUAUCUGGUGUAAGACGUUUAACUGCGAGCCAUAGCAUAGUCCAUGGAGGCACGAUGCAGCUGUGGAUGAUGCUCAUUCUUCUGCAUGUACGUCUUGGUAAUGCUCCCUGGAUGGAAGGUGGGGAGGAAGUAGGGGAUUUACAUGUGGCGUCCGUUUCCCUCCCCGCACCUUCUAACGUCUCCAUCUCCUCCUUCAACAUGGAGCAUACUCUCAGCUUCCUGCCGGGCCCCGACACCCCCUCAGACGCCCACUUUAAUGUUCAAACCCUCCACCUCAGGAAGAACCUGUGGAGACCAGUGGCUGCCUGUCUGCAGCUGACGGCCGGACAGCAGUGUAAACUAACCCGAGUGUUCAAGGACCCGUUUGUUCACUACCGAGCCCGCGUCCAGGCCUUCACACCCACACAGACAUCCAACUGGACUGUGUCGGGCCAGUUCCAGCCACUGACAGACACUGUGCUGGGACCUCCUGAUGUGUCUCUGUCCGGCUGUGGGAACUGUUUAGUCCUGCAGCUCAGAGUUCCUACAACAAGGAGGCUCCAGCAGCUGAAGGACUUCUACAGAGUAAUCGUCCUCCGUGUGCAAAGGACCAGGGAUGGUGUGCAGUUCAGUUUGAGUCUGCCUUACAAAGAGGAGAGCGUGAUCACGUACCUGCAGCCAGGUGUGGAGUACUGUGUGACUGUCUCCAUCUCGUCUCCCUUCAACUCCAACCCCGUCUCCAGUCCACCUCGCUGUGCCUUUACCAGCCCUCCUCCAUCCAGGAGCUCACAGUGUGUGGUCUUCAGCCUGCUGGGUGUAGUCUGUGCACUGCUGCUUCUCCUCAUUGGACUUGUCAUCUGCGGUGGUCAGCUGAGCUGUGAAUGUCUAAUACAACACCUACACAGAACUCUGGUAUCAGAAUAAUCAAUUGUUCAUCUUCUCUUUCAAUUUUGCACUUAGUAUAGUAAGUGAUAAAAUAGAAUAGUAAUAAAAUAUGUGCCUCUGUUGUCCUGAUGCUAAUCAACUUCAUUGUCUGUUUGAUGAGUUGGUUUCUGCAGUAACUGGGCUAAUUAGGAUCAUACUUUGAUUAUUAGUAAUCAGGUUAAGCAUUUGAUAAAGUGAUUAGUAGAUUAUUCAACGUCUCAAUCAACAGAAAAUGUAUCAAUAACAAGUCAUUGAUCAUGAGUCUGUAGCCAUGCUAGCAGCUCUGUGAGGCUGUACUUAAAGCUACAUGCUAACAUGCUCACAAUGACAAUGCUAACAUUCUGAAGUUUGGCAGGUAGGCCUAUUACAUGUUUACCAUCUUAGUUUAGCUUGUUAGCAUGCUAAAAUUUGCAAACUAAACGUAACGUAAGGUUGAUGGGAAUGUCAUUAGUUUUGCAAGUAUUAGAAAUAAACAAACUGAAAUUCUGACUUGAUGAUGGCGCUAGAGAAAAAAGUCAAAGGAUUACCAAAGUCAUUACAAUUCAUCCGGAGGGGAACAUGAAUUUGUUUAGCUAAUUUCAUGGUAAUUCAUGCAACAGUUGUUAAAACAGUAGUUGGAGCUAGAAGUAAAGUCAGAGGAUCAUUCCCUCAAUAGGUGAGAUAUUUCAGCCCACCAGACAAACCCACAUUACCAUGCUUAGAGCCAUGCAGUGAGUAUGGCUACAAUAAAAAUGUGAAACAUUUGCUAGUUUCGGCUUUUCCAGCGUGAGGGUUUAAUAUUAUUGUAAAGUCAAAAUCUUUUGGUUUUGGGAUGGACAUACAAAAAAAGUAUAAAAGUAUACGGGGUCAGGUUAUUUGUUAGGAUCUCUAUCAAGAUUUCCAAGAUCACUGUUACUAUUUAUAAAUGAUUUUAUAUGUACAAAUAACCAACAUACCACUGUGUAGUCAAGAGGGAACUUCCACAGGCUCAUAUAAACACACUGUGGUAUGGAAUAUUUUGUUAAUGUUAAUGUUAGUUGUUGAUCCAUAUAAACAACACGUAUGAGACUUUGAGUCAGCAGCAUGUCAGUGUGACUGUCACUGUCUCUCUUAUCUCCUGUCAUACAUCCUCCUCCAAUCACCAGCAUGGUGGAAGUGUACAUAUUGAAGUAUCAGGUCAGAUCUCUGCUGACUGCUCACAGGAGCAGCUCUGAUGGGAAGACUGUCGAGGGGCAGUGAAAUCUGAUGUUUAAAGUGGAAGUGUUGCAGAGGGACAGGACGGGGAUAGAGAGCACAACAGCUUGUUUAGGUGGAGGGGAUUUGGCUGAUUGGUUUUGAGAAGGAUAAAGUUUAUGGUCUGCUAUCACGGUGAGGUGUUUUUGUAAAUUGUUAUAAUCUUGUUUCUAUGCCAAUAUUUCUAAUUUCCUGACUCGUCUUCUGACUUUUUAAAUUUGUUUGAGGUGGAUGACUGUCUGUUAGAGAACCUUUGAACGGCUUGAAGUUUAUUCAAGUAUCAAGUAUUAUUACUGUAUGCACUUAAAGUAGUAUCUAUCUGAAGCUAGCUUUUCAUCAACCAUUGUGUGAUUACAAUAAAGUCUACUUUGGAUCAA
Molecule: messenger RNA, 2537 nt
Organism: Cottoperca gobio
Lineage: Eukaryota; Metazoa; Chordata; Actinopteri; Perciformes; Bovichtidae
Product: interferon alpha/beta receptor 2-like
Exons: 6
Coding region: 100-948 (282 amino acids)
Biological process (GO): cytokine-mediated signaling pathway
Cellular component (GO): plasma membrane
Molecular function (GO): protein binding; cytokine receptor activity
Source: RefSeq, a predicted model, not a curated record